Molecule: messenger RNA, 949 nt
Organism: Rhododendron vialii
Lineage: Eukaryota; Viridiplantae; Streptophyta; Magnoliopsida; Ericales; Ericaceae
Product: GDSL esterase/lipase At2g04570-like
Exons: 3
Coding region: 59-934 (291 amino acids)
Molecular function (GO): hydrolase activity, acting on ester bonds
Source: RefSeq, a predicted model, not a curated record
CUUUCAACAGUAUAUAUGUACAUAUCAGAAGGUUGGGGGGGGAGAGAAAACAGAGGAGAUGGCCCACACUAAUGCAACAUUGUGGGUUAUUUUAACCCAAUUUCUAUUGCUAGUUUUUGUUGAAGGAAAAAAUAAGGUUCCAGCAAUUAUAGUGUUUGGAGACUCAUCAGUUGAUGCAGGAAACAACAACCAGAUUCCAACCAUUGCUAGGAGCAAUUUUGAGCCUAACGGCCGUGACUUCGACGGUGGCUGGCCAACGGGCCAUUUCUCCAAAGGCCUGAUUCCGACUGAUUUUAUCUCCGAGGCACUUGGUCUUAGAACAAUUGUGCCAGCCUAUCUGGAUCCGGUAUACAGCAUAAAGGAUUUCGCUGUUGGAGUCACGUUUGCGUCAGCUAGAAUUGGCUAUGACAAUGCAACUUCUGAUGUGCUAUCAGUUAUACCCCUAUGGAAGGAACUAGAGUACUACAAGGACUACCAAAAGAAAUUGAAAGCCUAUCUUGGUGAAGGCAAGGCCAAGCAAACCCUAGCUCAAGCACCAUAUGUGAUGAGCUUAGGGACAAAUGACUUCUUGGAAAACUACUACACACUCCCCGACAGGUGGUCGCAAUAUAACAUUGAUCAGUACCAAGUUUUCCUCAUCGGAAUCGCCAAGAAAUUUAUCGAGAACCUCUAUGGGUUGGGGGCUAGAAUAAUAUCCCUUGGCGGGCUUCCACCAAUGGGGUGUUUGCCGUUGGAGAGAACGACAAAUUUCAUGGGCGGAAAUGAGUGUAUGCAGAGUUACAACAUUGUGGCUAUGGCUUUUAAUGCUAGGUUGACAAGUUCGGUGGCCUCUUCUUCUCCUGAGUUGUCUAGGUUGCUUAGACAGGAUAAGGAAAGGGCCUACAUUCCACAUUUCUCUCUUUUAAGUUCUCUCAGAUUUGUGUUCUGUUUGUAAACUACUUUUCGAAAC